AAUCAGAACAGUAUCGGCGACGCGAUUGGUCCAACUAAAUGAAUGGCGCCAUCUCGAUAAAUUAUCAGCCAAUCGCCGGAGACGUCACAUGAGUAUUCUCCACGGUAAACAUCCGGGCACUGGAACCUGUGAACAAGAUGGAGGAAGUUGAACCCGAAGAAGACAAACCAGUAAGCACUGCCGAAGCUAACUCUUUCCUGGCUUUAGAUUUUGGCUGUAAACAAACCUGCGUCGGCGAAGAGCUGCCGUCGAGCGGGCUGGAUAUCGGGAAAAGUAGUGAGAGCGAAACGCAGGACGAGCUGUCGGUAGCAGGCGUAACUAAACGAGACCUUCAGAGCUAUCGCAAUUUACCUGGUCUUCUGUCACCACAUGCAGCAGCUCAUGUUGUGAAGGACGACAGCGACAAUAAUAAUACGACUGCAGCAGCAACAACAACGUCGUCAGCAACACCCACGGCUACUACUACUACUUCUACUACAACAACACAAGCACCAGACGCCAAAAGGCCUAAACUUUCUGCUUCGUUGCCGUCGCCUGGCCAUCAACAACUGCCCGACCCUUGCGCUAGUCCCGAGUCCGGGAAGAGAAAGAGGAUCCAACAUGACUACCGUCGACUGUCCAGUUCUGGAUACAUGGACGACUACGUUAGCGGCAAAGAGAGGCGUUUCUCUUCGACCAGUGAUUCCGAUGUGAGCUCUUCGCCGGCCUCACCUAAACCCAAAACCAAUUCAUCAUCGAAGGUCAAAAUGAUCAAACAAUCGCCCAAUUCCUCUGAAACCUCCCUCAAUGGAUUACCUUCAAAUAAAGAUCUUCAUGAAUCACCAAUCCAAGAUGCUAAAUCAUGUUCACAGACACCAAUAGUAAAUCUCAAAAAGAAAGAAAAAGCUAAAACAAUGAAAACUGAGUCGUGUAGUAGCAGUAGUGGUGGUUCUCAAAAGGCACACGGUAUGUGCGUGAAGAAAUCAAAGGCUGGUCAUAGUGAAAGUAGUGUCUCUGGAAAUCAGGAAAUACCAUCUUUUAUAUCUGGAGACAAAGAUAAACGAAAACAUCAUCAUCAUCAUUCUCAUCAUCAUUCUCAGCAUCACCAUCAUCAUCAUAACAUACAUCCUCAUCACCACCACCAUAAGUGUGAGUCUCAGUUUGAGAAAUCCUCCAACUUCAAGCAACAUAUUCAUACCUCUGAAAAAGAAAACAUCAAAAAGAAAGACACAACUGACGAAGCUGCUUCAAAGCGAGUUAACGGAAAUUCUUCAUGUGUGGCCCAUGCAAAACCACCCCCAAAGAAAAGGAUUGUUAGUAACUGUGGUGUCCAAGUAAAUCUUCGGCGGCGAACGGAGAACAAAUCUGUUCAAGUCUCCUUAAAACUUUCUAGUAACCACCAUGAUAAAGACUCAUUGCGGAGAGAACAUUCUUCUUUACAUGCUGACCGAAAGGCUGAAGUUGCCCAGAAACUAGAGUGUCACAGUCGACGUUCUAUGUCUAGCAAAGGGACACAGACAAACAAAGAAACUAGACCUAAAUCUACUAUGCACAGCUUGAAUGACCUAAAGAUCUCUCUUUCUACCGAUUUUGAUCACACUAUUAAAGCUCUAAAAACGGAGCCUCCUCCAGUUACCGUAGAAAAUAGUGAUGAGCCUACUGAAGUCUUGAAAUACCGUGAUUACAUGCAUUUUGAAUAUUACACCAAUGGUGGAGCCAUGGUACUGCAUUCCUACCAAGAAGAGCUCGAUAAGCUGUCUUCAGAACAAAUGCUUGAAUUCACAAAAGAAUUUUUUCAUGUUGUCUUUGAUGAAGAAUCAGAGGGGGUUUCUAACUGUGUCAUGGGCAUUGUCCAUAAUGCAGCUGCAUAUAUGCCUGAUUUUUUGGAGUAUUUUGCAUCUGAUUAUUCAAAUCUAACUGUGAAAACAGGUGUGCUGGGAAAAUCUGAUAUUGAAACCAAAUCCAUGGCAGCCUAUUGCGAUAUGGUAUAUAAAACAUACGAAAAUGGAACUGUGCGGACGGGACCACUCCUUCAGCUCAGCCUCGUUGGCACUGUGCAUGAAGAAGUUGGAGAUUAUUUCCCUGAAUUUUUAGACAUGCUGGAAGAAAGCCCAUUUCUCCGAGUUACAAUGCCAUGGGGAGAAUUAGCUUCAGUAAAGAUGAAAGACAGGCGAGAAAGUAAUGACGGCCCAAUUUUGUGGUCACGUCCUGGGGAACAGUUAAUUCCUACAGCUGAUAUGCCUAAAUCUCCAUACAAGCGUAAAAGAGGGAUGAAUGAGUUGAAAAAUUUACAGUAUUUACCUCGUGCAUCAGAACCACGGGAAAUUUUAGUGGAGGACAGAACUCGUUGCCAUGCUGACCAUGUGGGACAUGGAUUUGAUAGGCGCACAACUGCAGCUGUAGGGGUACUGAAAGCUGUCAAUAAACCAAAAGAAAUUCCAAAGCAGAACAGAAUUGUUAAAGAUGUGAUCUGUUUCCACCCAGGAGAUUUCCUUGAAUUAGUUAAUAAGAUGCAACUUGAUUUACAUGAACCCCCUGUAUCACAAUGUGUUACCUGGGUGGAGGAUGCAAAAUUGAACCAGUUGCAUAGAGAAGGUAUCCGUUAUGCACGUAUUCAACUCCGACAUAAUGAUAUCUAUUUUAUCCCAAGGAAUGUUGUACACCAGUUCAAAACUGUGUCAGCAGUUACAAGCAUUGCUUGGCAUGUGAGAUUACGCAGCUACUAUCCUGAUCUUCAAACUGAUGAUGAGGACGAAGCAGAUAAAAACAAAGAAGAACCUAUGGAACAAGAAAGCUCUGUUAAGCAAGAACCUUCAGUUCACAAUGUAAAGUCAGAAGACCCUGAAGCCAAGCAGCUAACUCCUGAUAAUCAUACACAUUCAUCACAUCCACAAAAGCAGCCACAUGAAUCUGUACCAUUAGCUCCACAAACCAUAGUCUGUCAUACCAAGUCAGAAUCAAUUUCUAAAAGCCAUCAUGAUUCCCAGUCUGUGAUUCCCGAUUCCAGUGGCAAACACCACAAGAAAGCAUCUGGUUGUAAACUGGAAUUGUCAGGGAAAAAAGAGCAUUCUGUUACCAAAAAGGAGCCUUCAUUCACACAUAAGGAGCCAAGUUCUUCUGUGAGCAAAUCUGAAAGAAAGAUUUCAGGACAUGAUCAUCCUUCUAUGAAACGAGACAGUUCUUCAGUAACACAAAAUCCAGCACACAAACAUAAGAGUCCUUCAGUUUCAAAAUAUUCUUUUGUUAAAUCUGAGCAUUCUAGCAAAGCACAAAUUCCAACUAUAGUUACACAAGAUUAUUCCCACACUGUUAAACAAAAAUCUCUGUCAUGCACACAAAAUCCUUUUAAAAAGCAAGAAUCAUUAUCAAAAUCUACAUUUUCUGUGACCAAACCUGAAUUUUUAUCUUCAGAAUCCAAACCACACACUAAACACGAAGCAUUUAAAAUAGCUACAAAACCUUCUGUUACUAAACAUGAAUCAUCAAAAUCAGGGCUUGGGUCCAGUUUUGUCCCCAAAGUUUCAAAAUCAGAUUCUCAUUCUAAUUUCAGUCAUAAAGAUUUCUCUUCAAUGUCUAAACAUAAACAAGUGUCAACAAGUUCAAAACAUAGCAAGAGCGAAACAGUUACCUCUUCUUGGGAUUUAAAUGUUUGUGAAAAAUCUUCCCCUCAAUGUCUUGCUGCCACAGAAUCUUCUAGUUCAGUAGCCACAGCUCAUGAUCACAAAAAAGAGAGUUUAAUGCCAACAUCAGUUACUGAAGCUACUCCUCCACAAGAUCCCCAUGCUGUGUUGUCAGCAAAUGUGUCUGAAGCAAACAAAUCUUCAUCAGUGAAAGAAUUUCAAAAAGAAACUGCUCCUGUUGCAAUUCCUAAAAAACAAUUUCCAACAGUGUCAGAGGCUAAUAUUGAACCAAAAGCAGAGCUGUGUGUAGUUGCUCAGAAAGAGAUGCCUUCAUGUGUGCCAUCACCAAAUCUGGCCCAUAAAGAGAUAUCUGUUUCAGUGCCAACAUCAAAUGUGACUGAAAGGGAAACUAGUUUAAUACCAAGCCCUACUAUUAACAAAGAGUCUGAACACCAUACUGUUACUCAACCCAGGUCCUUAGAUGUAUCACGUAUUGAUCACCCCAAAGCACAAUCAGUUAUAGCAGAACCCAAACCAACAACUAGCUUGUCAUGUUCACUGAAAACUGAGAAAACUCCUAGUUUUCCUUCAGAUGUGAACAAGGAUUUAACCUCUGUUGAAAUUUCUACCCCUAAAAAGGAAUCAUCUAGUAUAAAAUCUCAACCCAUUGUUUCAGUAGAAAAUAACAGUCAGAAGGAUGCAAAACCUCACCAAAGCUCAACUGAAAUAUUUCCAGUUGAACACAACACAAAAAAAAGAUUAGAAUUGCCCACCCCAGAAAACUUAGCCAUCAUCAAUCCCAUCAGCAGUUAUUUUCCCUCAGAGCCAUCUAAAAAUCAAACUCUAGUUGAUACUCCAAGCUCAUUGCCAUCUCCAAGUACUCCUCAGCCAACUACUAUUGAAUCUUGCACAAUCAUUUGUAAAUCUAAGCCUACAUCAUUAGAAUCUUGUGAAGUUAUUUCUGAAGAAACAGUUCAAGAAAUGGUCAUACAAGAAUCAACUAGUCCAGAAAAGCUUAUUACAGUACACCAAUCAGCUUUUCAGUCAGCUGGUGUUGAUCUCACUUCUACUGGAAACAAUAACCCUGCCUCAUCUCAACAGUUGCCUGUGAUUGAAAUGCCCCCAUCGCACUUUGUUGAUGUUCAUGAAAGUGUUAGUGUUGACCAAGAUAUCUCCAAAGCACAGCCAGCAUCAACUACACAGCAGUUUCUUAGAAAGAUGUACGAUGCCAGCAUCAAACCUGAAGACACUCUCAUUGAACACCAGUAUCUCCCUUCCAAGCCUGAACAAUCCACAACCAGAUAUGUUCCUGAGACACAUCAACAUUGUGAAGAGUCUCCAAUGGAUACUGAUACUUGACAUUUUAAUUAAUGAUCCCACUUACUAAUAUUCCAGGAACAAGUGGGGCUAAUUUUCGCUAAAUUAUGUAAAUUUCAAACUUUACUGUUUGGAUUUUAGUGGCUGCUCUUCUAACCACAACUAUGAUACAGUCCCAACUCAACAGUAAAAAUAUCCCAAACUCCCUAUUUUAAUGAACAGUGUUUUUUUUUGUUCUUUUAUUUAAUUUUUUUCAUUUUAUUUAGCUUAUCUAUUCCUCUACUUUUUCCUUAUUUCCCCUCUCUCCAUCUAUCUCUCUAUCACACUUUCUCUUUCUCUCUCUCUCUCUCAUUCUUUACUUUCACAUUUGCAAUGCCCAAACUUAUUCUGCAUAUACAUUCUUUCAAUAUAUUUUACCUUUUCCACUAAGCUGCUGCUGCUAUUUCAUUUGAUUCAUUUCAAUCUUAUUAAUAUAUAUGAUGCUCCCCUAUUCCCAGUUUUUAUAACACUUGUUUAUCUUUUAAAUUAGAUUGUUAUCUUUGAGCAAAAGGAAAAGAAAAUUAGAUGGGCCUGAUGAAUUCAGGACAAAAAUUGUUGAUUUUUAUUCAAUUUUGUUUUAUUUCCCUAUCUUAUUUUAUCUUCAUAUGGGUGACUAUAAAAAGUUUGCUAAAAUCAAUUGUUGUGUAUAUAAUAAUAUAUAUAUAGCUUUCAUCUAUGUGUGUGUGCAUGUAUGUGUGUGUGUGUAUUCAUAUGUAUUUUAUAAAAUAAAGUUUGACAGUGAUUUCAAGGUUUUGCCUUACCAGCCAUCGUCAGACUGUUGAUAGGUGGCAAGUAAAGCCAAAACUUUUGAAGUCACUGUCAAUUUUGUCUUUGUAAAAUAUAUAUAUGAUACUCUACUGAAAAUUAUUGAGUGAUCCUUCAAUUAAUGUUCAACUGUUUUGAUAAAUUUUACAUAAAAAAAACAAAACAUUAAUCAGUUCACAUAUAUGUAUGAGUGUGUUUGUGUGUAUGUGUGUAUAAGACAUACACACACACAUUCACACACACACACAUGCACAUAUACAUACAUCAUACACUCACAUGCGCACACACACACCUACAUGCACACACUCUUUCUUAAUCUCCAAGUGAAACAGCUAGAACAGCUGCUGAAGUUGAAUUGUUUCUGACACAGUCCAAUGUCUCAUUCUGACCAUCAACUGUGGCAUAACAACCUACAUUACUGUAUGGUAGUUUCUUCAUAACUUCCAUAUGGGUUUAUUAUUUAAAAUAAAUACUAUGGUCAUAUUCA
Octopus sinensis (East Asian common octopus) is the source of this 6207-nucleotide messenger RNA. RefSeq lists its product as uncharacterized. Lineage: Eukaryota; Metazoa; Mollusca; Cephalopoda; Octopoda; Octopodidae. The transcript has 5 exons. The coding region runs from base 138 to 4958 and encodes 1606 amino acids. Gene Ontology annotation, cellular component: nucleus. The record is from RefSeq and is a predicted model, not a curated record.